AAAUAUCAUGCUUUCAUCUUGCCAUGCCUGCGCUCUCGAGUCUCUCCCUCAGCACCCAUUCCACAAACGAAGGUUCGAGUCACAACAAACCCUCUCUCUCCUGCAGAAAUCUCGCAAUCUCAAACAACUACAACAAAUCCACGCCCACAUCCUAAAAACCAAUAUCGCCCACAACCAAAUACUCCUAACGAAACUCCUCUCCCUCUAUUCCUCCCACAAAAACCUCGACUCCGCCCUCCUUUUCAACCACAUCCAAACCCCUCUCACCUUCACUUGCAAUAUCAUGAUCCGCAUCCACACCCGAAACGGUGCUCCCCAUGAUGCGCUCCUCGUCUACCGCCUCAUGCUUUUCCGCCGCAUACCGCCCGAUAAAUUCACUUUCCCUUUCGUCAUCAAAGCCUGCUCGAGUCUCAAUUCCCACGCUGCUGUCAAGAGCGGGAGAUCAGUACAUGCCCACGCCGUCAAGGCUGGGUUUUCGAUGGACCUGUUCGUGCAAAAUACCCUCAUGGAUCUGUACCUUAAACAUGGGCUUAUGGGUUGCGGUCGUAAAGUGUUUGAUAAAAUGCGUGUUAGGAAUGUUGUUUCGUGGACGACUGUGGUCUCGGGGCUUGUUGUCUGCGGGGAAUUAGAGGCCGCGCGUGAUGUAUUUGAGAAAAUGCCGGUUAGGAAUGUGGUGUCCUGGACAGCGAUGAUUAAUGGUUAUGUUAGACAUGGGCGGCCUCAAGAAGCAUUCGAGCUUUUCCACCAAAUGCAGGUGGAAAAUGUCCGGCUGAAUGAUUUUACGUUGGUGAGCUUGUUGUUGGCUUGCACCGAGUUGGGGAGCUUGAAGCUGGGUAGUUGGAUUCAUGAGUUUGCGCACAAGAAUGGGUUUGAGUUGGGUGUUUAUCUUGGCACAGCACUCAUAGAUAUGUAUAGUAAAUGUGGUAGUAUACUGGAUGCGAUGAAAGUGUUCGAUAAAAUGACUAGUAGGAGUGUGGCAACAUGGAAUUCGAUGAUCACGGGGUUGGGUGUGCAUGGGCGGGGAAAUGAAGCCAUUGCUCUAUACAGUGAGAUGGCGAGGAGGAACGUAAGGCCGGAUGAGGUGACCUUCAUAGGCGUUCUCUGUGCAUGCGUUAAUGCUUGUAUGGUGGAUGAGGGUUUUGAGAUCUUUGAAAACAUGAUCAAACAUUAUGGCAUCAUUCCUACCCUCGAGCAUUACGGGUGCAUGGUCGAGCUUUUGGGUCGUGCAGGCAUGUUAGAUGAAGUGCAUGAUGCCAAUGGAGGCUGA
Magnolia sinica is the source of this 1267-nucleotide messenger RNA. Its product is annotated as pentatricopeptide repeat-containing protein At3g26630, chloroplastic-like. Gene Ontology annotation, molecular function: RNA binding; protein binding. The record is from RefSeq and is a predicted model, not a curated record. Gene Ontology annotation, biological process: RNA modification. Lineage: Eukaryota; Viridiplantae; Streptophyta; Magnoliopsida; Magnoliales; Magnoliaceae.